AUAACGAGGCGGGGCGCUCAGAAGCGCCUCCCGGCGCGGGAGAGGAAGUGCCUCCAGCCGCCUGCGAGGGGCGGCCGUUCUCUCUCCCCCGGCGCUGGGAGGAGGCUGGGGGAAGUUUGUCUCCGCUGAUGCUAGUCCGGCCGGCUCAGCUCGUAGCUCAGCAGCAGCAGCUCGCGUUGCUCCGGAGCCACCGGCCGCUCCCUCCAGAUAUUUCCUGAAAGAAGCUCCAGGAUCACAUCACUACCCAUUCUUCAGUAUGUUUAAGGGGCUUUUCCUCCAGUGUCCAGUGCAUAUAUGCACACUUUUGAGAAAUGAGAACAGAUGACUCUGAAGCUGUUGAAGUGGGUUUGAGAUCAUGAGUACAAAGAAACUUUGUUUAGCCAAGUGAAGGUAUCUGAUGUCAUCUGAAAUGCUGAGAAGAAAAUUUCGUUUUUGUCAUAUUUUACGCUUCAGGCACCUCCUUGUGCUACUUUUUACUUUAGUGGCCUUUUCGGUUCUAAAAAGUAACCAAAAGCCAGACUUCUUGAAUCACAGACAUCUAGAGCUGACUGGGGAAGAUCCUACCAGUAAUAUUAACUGCUCUAAGAUACUGCAGGGUGAUAUAGAGGAAAUUCAAAAAGUAAAGCUUGAGAUGUUAACUGUGUCAUUUAAGAAACGCCCUAAGCUAACAGCAAGUGAUUAUAUUAAUAUGACAACAGAUUGUGCCUCUUUUACCAAGAUGCGGAAGUAUAUUAUGGAACCUCUCAGUAAAGAAGAAGCUGAAUUUCCAAUUGCCUAUUCAAUAGUGGUAUAUCACAAAAUAGACAUGCUUGAUAGACUUCUAAGAUCAAUCUAUGCUCCUCAGAAUUAUUACUGCAUUCAUGUUGACAAAAAGUCUCCAGAAUCUUUUCUGGCAGCAGUUAAGGGAAUUGUGUCCUGUUUUGAUAAUGUCUUUAUUGCCAGCCAAUUGGAGAGCGUAGUGUAUGCUUCGUGGAGCAGGGUACAGGCAGACCUCAACUGCAUGAAAGAUCUCUACAGGAGAAGUACAAACUGGAAAUAUUUGAUAAAUCUUUGCGGUAUGGACUUUCCUAUUAAGACCAACCAGGAAAUGGUGGAGAAAUUGAAAGCCCUAAAGGGUGAAAACAGCUUAGAAACUGAGAAAAUGCCUUCCAACAAAGAAAUACGAUGGAAAAAACACUAUGAAAUUGUUGAUGGUAAGCUAAAGAACAUGGGAAUAGACAAACAACCUCCACCUCUUAGUACACCUAUUUUCUCUGGCAGUGCCUAUUUUGUUGCUAGUAGGAGAUUUGUAGAGUACGUGCUAGAAAACAGCAAAAUCCUUGAAUUUAUUGAAUGGGCUAAAGACACUUAUAGCCCUGAUGAAUACUUGUGGGCUACUAUUCAAAGAAUCCCUGAAGUUCCAGGGGCAGUUUCUUCCAGUGACAAAUAUGACGUUUCUGACAUGAAUGCUCUUGCCAGGUUUGUAAAGUGGCAUUAUUUUGAAGGGGAUGUGUCAAAAGGUGCCCCCUAUCCUCCGUGCAAUGGAAUUCAUGUGCGCUCUGUGUGUGUGUUUGGCGUGGGAGACUUGAACUGGAUGUUACAGAAACACCACUUAUUUGCUAACAAGUUUGAUACUGAUGUUGACCCCUUUGCAAUUCAGUGCUUAGAAGAAUAUUUGAGAGAGAAAGCUUUGCAUCAACACAAAAAUUAAAAUGCUAUCUUGUGUAUGGUAUGACAGCUUCACACUGAUAAGACUGUCAUGCAGAUAAAAUAUUAAGUAUGUAGUGAUGAUUUAUUAGUGUGUGGCACCUUACUCAUCACCUUGGUAUGAGCAUCAGAAACUCCACUUGCAGUAUAUAUGAGAAGUUCAGUUUAAUUGAGUCUCACCUGACUACUUUUCCCCCCAGAAAUUUCCAUACCACAUACUCUGUUAUUGGAAGAGGUCCAAGCCUCAAAAUGCAUAUUUGGGGUCAAGAGAGCUACUCUGGUAGGUUCAGCUAUUCUUGUGUAACAUUUCAAUAUUAGCCUUUCAGAGUUUUUUGAUCUCCUGCUACUAUUCAAUCCAAAGACUUAAACAGAACCCCCUGAUUUUGUGUGGCCGUAACUCAAUCCUUUUUUCAUAAUCUUAAAUUACUGUUGGGCAAGGGGUGGAGAAGAAGCUAGACAGAGCAAACAUGUAGAUGCAAAAGGAUCUCAGGGAAUGCACAUCAGGAAUUCUUUAAAAACCAGUUAAAAGGGAAUUGACCAAUAUGCCAAAGCUAAGACUUUUGCAGGGUUCCACAUGUAUUCUGGGAUACAGACUCUUGAAUCCUCUUUUCUGAAAACUUUGAAUUUAAGUUGAAAUUUUCACCAACAAGCUAAAAGGCCUUGUGUUUAAAGUACACUUCUUACAGUAAUGUUGUGUGCUUGUUUUAGUUUGUUAACACUAUUUUAAAGUUUAUCAAUUAGAUUUUAAUUUCAGAGAUGACAUUUAUAGCUCUAAUCUGCAAUGUCCAUCUUCUCAGGGGAAUUUUUUUGCUGGGCCUGUUAGGAUAUACAUGCUGAUAAGUUUAUUUUUGUGCAUAAUGUCACUUUUCUACACUUGUAAUUUUUUUAAUUAGUUGAUGAGGAUUGAAUUGAAAUUCUUUGAUGUUGCAACUCUAACUGGCAGAGCUGCUGGGCUCAACUUUCUGAAAGAGUUAAUGUACAUCAGUCUACCCACUUGUAUCCCAGAACAUAUAAACAUUUACUGAAUAUCCAGAAAAAUAAAUUUAUUUUUCUAAGUGAAACUGUUUUCUCUUGACACUUGAAAGUCCUC
Molecule: messenger RNA, 2776 nt
Organism: Mauremys mutica (yellowpond turtle)
Lineage: Eukaryota; Metazoa; Chordata; Testudines; Geoemydidae
Gene: GCNT1
Product: glucosaminyl (N-acetyl) transferase 1
Exons: 3
Coding region: 398-1690 (430 amino acids)
Cellular component (GO): membrane
Molecular function (GO): beta-1,3-galactosyl-O-glycosyl-glycoprotein beta-1,6-N-acetylglucosaminyltransferase activity
Source: RefSeq, a predicted model, not a curated record